UCCAGUUGGUGCAGUAGUGUGGUCAGUGAGGUGCAGUGUGAUGGUGGUGGUGGUAAAUUCUGAAGCUAGUACUUGCCAACAGGGUGGCAAUAACGACAGCGUACCCCCUUAAAUGCAUGAUAAUUAAACUGGAAGAGUACGGAAUUCGGGGAAGUGUCCUAGAAUGUCCUAGUGUGGUGAUUAAUGAUACAAAAUUGUCAUGCAGACCCUUGGCAAACGGGAUACCACAGGGCAGUGUAUUGGGCCCAUUGUUGUUUGUUUGUUUCAUAAAUGACAUGCCAGAAGCUAUACAGUCUUCCAUACACAUGUUUGCAGAAGAUGCCAAGUUAUUCAGGGAAAUUAAGAACCAGACGGACUGUGAAGAGUUACAGAAAAAUCUCUGUCAGCUACUAGGGUGGUCUAAGAAAUGAUGGUUAAGAUUCAAUAUCACGAAAUGUAAGAGGAUGCACCUAGGUCGUACCAACAGUUAGGAGGCGUAUCACAUGUUCCAACGUGACGAAGAAACAGUAUUAACAGAGACCAAAUGUGAAAAGGACCUGGGUGUGUAUGUUGACAACGACCUGAAGUUUUCGGGCCAUUGAGAGAAAAAGGAUCAGAGGGAAGCUACUGAUGAUGAACUCAAGGUCGAAUCACAUCGGAAAGUAAAAUGAAAGUCAAGCGCCACAGUUAAAGCCAAGUGUCACAGUCAAAGUCAAGCAAUACAGUUAAAGAAAAGUGUUAUAAUGAAAAUUUGGUGUUAAUUUAAAAAUCCAGUAAUAAUGACAUCUUGAUAAACAUUUAACGUCACUGGUAAGGUCUAACUUAUAAGCACACUAACUGAAAAUUUUAAGAGUUAGUAGUAGUUAUUCAAAUGUGACGUAUAAGUAAAGCUUUGGUGUCACAGAGAAACAUGGACAUCACUGUGAGAAUAAAUAUUACAGUAAAACCUGAUAAAAAUUUGAGAACCUAAUGUUCACUGUAAAUAUCUAAGGUCAUGAUAAACAGCUGAUGUCAUAUUGAAUAACUGGUGUUAUAGUGAAAAGAUAACGUCAUAGUGAAUACCUGUCGUCAAUGUGGAAAAAAGUGACUUAUUAAAGAGAGAUUUGGCGUCACAAAAGGAAAAACUUAUAUCUGAUUUCUCUUAAAGACUUCAGGUUGACUUUAAUACCACCCAGCCAGAGAAUUGGUGAAAGGAGUGUUAACUAGUAACGUGGAGGCUGUACUGGUGAUCGUGGUGAGACGCAAAGCAUCGACAUGUGGGGCACAAAGGCUGCAGCAGAUCGCCUCAACCUGGGCACCAAGGAUGAACUGGAAGCGACUGGGUACACGAAAGACCCGGUGAAGUUGGCCUUGACGGUGGUGGCGACGGUGUUAACAGGAGGCCUGCUGCUCAUCCUCAUCACCUGGCGGCCCUCCAUUAAACUGGCUCUCACCCACCGUUGCUGCUCCCUCCUUCACGCUCAGAAGCUCCUCCUCAAGGACAUCUACCAUCAACUGUGGGAGGAGGAGGUGGUCAGGGAGGCGAGCGAGGGGCAAGAGACAUGUGUCUAUUUCGUCAACAAGAAAAUCAAGUAUGUUUGGGACGACGCUACCUGCACAUUCAUUAUGCUGAAACCUCUGGAUCACAGGGCGACGUUCAAAACCUUCCACCAGGUCAGCGCGGGUCUGGACGGGGACACAGCCAGACGACGAAGGUCACUCUUCGGCGAGAACUUUAUGAAGAUUGAAGUCCUGUCAGUGAGGCAACUCCUUAUCCAGCAGGCAUACAAUCCGUUCUACAUCUUCCAAGCGUACACCGUGAUACUGUGGAUUCUGCAGGCUUACUACCUCUUCUCCGGCUGCAUCACGGCUCUCUCCAUCAUCUCCAUCACUCUCAUCGUCUGGGAAACAAGGCGGCAAAGUCGCGCCCUGAGAGAGACGGUGACGUCACAGUCAGAUAUAACCGUGCUGCGUGAUGGUGAACGGAAGGUACUGUCGUCGCGGGAGGUGGUGCCGGGUGACGUGGUACUGAUCGAGGACAACAUGGGCAAACUGGAGGUCGACGCCGUGCUCCUCCAGGGAACUAUAGUUACCAACGAGGCCAUGCUCACUGGCGAGUCCAUUCCUGUCACAAAGGUUGGUGUGCCGCUGGAGAGUGAUGUUAUGUUCUGUGAAAACGAGCACCGCCAUCACCUACUACACAGCGGGACACAGGUGGUGCAGGUGCGGGGUGCCAAGGAGCUCCCAGCACUAGUCAUCAACACAGGGUUCUCCACUGUCCGGGGGGAGUUGGUUCGCUCCAUCCUCUUCCCCAAGCCAAUGGACUUUCAUUUCUACAAUGACUUCCUGAAGUUGCUGCUCAUUUUCUUGGUGUUGGGAGUAGCUGCCAUGAGCUGGAGCUUCCAGAAGUGGAUCAAAGCUGGGGCUUCAUGGCACGAAAUACUCUUCAACUCGCUGGAUAUUAUCACCUUCGUGGUGCCACCAAUCCUGCCCGCCACCAUCACAGCCAUCAAUGUGUGGGCACAACAGCGACUCAAGAAGCAAGACAUCUUCUCUCUCUCCUCAAACUACAUCCCUUUCGCUGGGUCCAUCGACAUCAUUUGCUUUGACAAGACAGGGACGCUGACAGAGGAUGACCUGGCACUGGCUGGGGUGGUGCCUAGCGUGAAGGGUGAUCUGGCAGCACCUUUGGAGGACCUGGCACACCUCUCACCUGAUCAGCCCCUCACUAAGGCCCUUGCCACCUGCCACUCACUCACCCUCAUCAACGGCAGGCUCAUCGGUUACCCUCUUGAUGUUAAAAUAUUCACCGGUAUUGAUUGGGUGUUGGAGGAGCCAGAUGCUGUGGUGAACUCAGACUAUGGAAUAGUGACACAGCUGCUUGUACAGCCCAGAGCUAAGGAAGGUGUGGACCCAAACGUGCACCAGAUGGCAAUUCUAAAGACAUUCCCCUUUGAAUCGCGAGAACAGCGUAUGACAGUGGUGACCCGCAGCAGGACCAGCACGGCCCUAGAAAUCUUCAUUAAGGGUGCCCCUGAGAAGGUUGCAUCACUCUGCAGGCCUGAUACGGUGCCUGGCAUCAUGGAGGCAGCGCUGGAGUGGUAUACACGACAGGGACUGCGGGUGCUAGCUGUGGCGGGCAAGACUCUGAGGGAGGGACUCACCUUGGGCCAGGUGGAGGUGUGCCCACGUGAGGAACUGGAAGAUGAAUCAGCAUUCCUGGGUCUGGUGUUGUUACAUAACAAGCUCAAAGUGGAAACCGCACCUGUCUUGGCCAUCCUCCAUAAGGCGCGCCUCGCAACUGUCAUGGUCACAGGGGAUAACUUGUUGACAGCAUUAAGUGUGGCCCGUCAGAGUGGAAUGGUGCAGGCAGGCAUUCAACUGAUUGUUGUGAAGGCAGUCGUGGAGGCAGCCUCAGCUAAGGCAGCACAGCAUCUGAAAGUCUUCUACUAUGAUGCUGACUCUGUGGGAAGGCUGCAUAACCAGCAAAAAAUGAUCUCUGUGAGAAAUGAUAACUACGCACUGGCUACAGAUGGAAAGACUUUCGACUUGAUCGCCAACAGUCAGGAUAAAAAUUUGUUUCAUCGGCUACUGCACAAAGGCCGAGUCUUUGCCAGGAUGAAGCCUGAACAGAAGGUCACUGUUGUGGAGACCCUCCAAAAUCUUGGGCGCUAUGUUGCUAUGUGUGGUGAUGGUUGCAAUGACUGUGGGGCACUGAAGGUGGCAGACACAGGCAUCUCUCUGUCAUCAGCCGAGGCAUCUGUGGCAGCGCCCUUCACCUCAAGGAAGGAGAACAUCACCUGUGUCCCCACACUCAUACGUGAGGGCCGGUCAGCUCUGGUCUCCAUAUUCACUGCCUUCAAGUAUAAUGUUGUCUCCUGCCUUGGUGCCCUCAUCUGCGUCCUUUUCCACUUCUCGAUCAACACUGAGCCAACUGACCUGCAGUACCUGAUUCAGGACCUGGUGCUCAUGACUAUUCCGGCCUUGGUGAUGGGCAACACAGGACCACCUUCCUACCUCACCCCAAGCCCACCCUCACGACGUAUCCUCAGUUUUCUCCCUUCGGCAUCUAUCUUCUCCUUUUUGGGUCUUCAGGCACUUGCUUACUGGACCAUCCUGGCUUAUCUUCGUGCCCAGUCGUGGUUUGAACCAUUCAAGUAUGAGGAGUACAGGCAGCUAGCGAUUCCCUCCUAUGAGAAUACAUCACUCAUUACUAUGAGCUUCUACUCUGUCAUCAUUGGAGCAUUUGUCUUUUCUCACUCUGCACCAUACAGGAAGCCUAUUUACACUAACUACAUCUUGAUUGUGUAUCUGUUGGUGGCAACAUCGUUCAGCAUCUUCAUCACCUUCUGCAGGGAAGCAUGGCUCAUAAAUUUUUUUAACUUCCGACGUUAUCCUGAAGCUGGCUUCUGUGGUGUGCUGUUUUUUGCUGCAUGUAUUAACUGCAUUGUCUGCUUCAUGUGGGAGAGGUGGUUAUUAUAUGGUGUAAUGCAACAGUAUGUGCUGCCGUGGUUCCAAUCCAUUUGUGGGCCACAUCCACUCUACACAAAACUAGAGGCUGAAAUGAAAGCCAACCAAGAAUGGCCACCUCUCACAGAACCCCACCAAUCAAGGAUCCAGGGAUACUCUAGUGAAGGGGAACCAAUGGUGGAAAAGGAAGAACUGGAUAUAGGUGAUGAACAAUAUGGAGACGACACCAUGCUCAUGAGAAAGCUGACCCGCCGACAUCAGUUUCAGGCAACUGUGAAGUACUUGCCAGAAAAGUCCCACAUUAAUUCUAACACCAAAAUGGCUGCAGGGAACACCACCAUCAACAUGAGCUCCAUUGACGACCAGCAAUGGACACAACAUGAAAAUGAGCCUUUGAUAGAUCACCAUUCACUAUCUCCUCUAUACUCUCCACCAGAAAGUAUGGAGUACCAGGAGCCUUGGGAUGCUCUUCAGGGUGGAGGACCAAGCUUCAAGUCUAACCACAGUGUGCGGCAUCAGAUUAUGAAGGGCACCAGUGGGGCUUUCAAGACUUUUAAAGGAAGUGUCAAAAGGCAGAAUGCUGUUGAAGAUAGUGCAGCACAUCCAUAUGAGGUGAUCAAUCUGUGUGACACUCGUACUGACAAAGAAGAAAUUUAUGCCACUAUAUCGGAAGAUCUGUCUCAAAACCACGAGCAGACAUGGACACCACCACUAGUGCACACAAACUCCUCUCAAGAACAAGAAGAGUUGCAGGCAUCUACAGACGAAAAGAAUGAGGUAGGGCUGCAAGAGGAAACAGAGUGGGGAAGGGGAGAAACUGAUAAUUUAGAAGAAAUGGGGCUAGGAAGGAUAGAGUGGUGCAUAAAAAAUCCUGAUGGAGAGGAUGACGACAAUACUAGCCUGAUGGAACACAUGGAUAUUGCAUGGCAACGUAUGUCUGGGUAUCACCUGCAACCCUCCUUCACCAACUGGAAGACUGAUCUCUCCGGCACCAGUACAAGUAGCAGACCUGUCAGCAUUGUAAAAGGAACAUGUUUACAAGAACAAAUAUAUGAUGUACCCAAACCACCAAGACCAGUGGGAGAACCAUACUCACCUGCUGCCCCUACAGGAACAAUUUCAAAUGAAUUACCCGAACUGCCAUUACAUUUACCAAGUGAUGCUACUGUAGAGUGGAAAAAUGAAGAAAGUACCUGCUAAUAUUUUUUAUACAAUGACAGUGUAAGAAGAUAUGACUGCUGUAUUUCUUACAGACUGAUAUCCCAUGUUGGAUGAAGUGCCAUUUUAAAUGAUGUACAGUAAAUGGAGGGAAAAAGUUAUCAUUUGGAAUUGACAGUCUUGACUGAAAUUAUACAAUCAACAUUUAAAUAAUUACGGUAUUACACAGUAUUGUACAAUAAAAGUUGUGAUGUUGAGAAACAAUGCAUAAACACAGUAUUGAGCAGCAGUUCUUGUUCUUUUUAGUUUAUUUACUAAGUACUGUAUGGACAGCCCUUUUCUCAUCUCAUAUCUAACAAGUGCAAAUGUAAUUAUUUUUGUACUGUAUUGCAAUUAGCUUCACUAAAAUACUUGAUAGAGAUCAUUACAGUUUCUAUAUUGGAUGACUGACUCAAUAACAAUGAUAACUUGAUUAUAUCUCUGCAUUAAACUUAAAAUUACUUAUUAUCAGAGAAACAACCAAAAAAUGCUGCAGUAAAUAAAAUUGAAAUACAGGGUAUACUGUAUUUACCUACAGCUAAUACAAUUAUAUCCACAUUGUUAUAAAAUUUUAUGACAACAAAUAGUUUUCAAAUAAAUUAUAAAAUUUUCAACAGGGCAUGAAAUACUUUGCUUUUGAGGUGUAAAAUAGGGUACAAAGUGCCAUCUCAAUAACACAUUAGGCCACUUUUAGUUACCAUUGACACCAGCACAUGUACAGUACAAGGUAAAAAGCAAAUCCUUUACUGAGAGGUAUUUAUACUUUACAGUACUAUCUGCCCACAGACUAUAAUUAACAUAAUACAUUUUAAAACUUGCAUAUACAGUAGUACAUUGAGACCUCAAUGGAUUUCAUUGAAGUGAAAUAUUUGGUUCACAUCAAAUGUUGCUUGUACAGUACAAUAAUAUUGGUAACUGUCUAUGGUAUAGGGCUGGAAGUUCCCACCACCUCAUGACAGCCUGGCUGUGUCAUGAAGUAUUAUAGUUCAGUAGCAAGAUGCAUUAUUCAAGUGAACAAUGCAAUUGCAUUUAAUGUGGGUCUUCACUCGAUCAUACUGGUAACAAGGCAGUCACUGGUGGGCUGGCUGUCUUUAUGACAGUGAGGAUAUUAACUUUAGUUUUCACCAGUUGACCUUCACAGCUGAAAUGUCAAUCUAUUGAACCGCUUACCUCUUAAUCCUAUUGCCCCAUUUGAUCUGCCAGUACUGCAUAACCGUAACAAGGCAGUCACUGGUGGGCUGGCUGUCUUUAUGACAGUGAGGAUAUUAACUUUAGUUUUCACCAGUUGACCUUCACAGCUGAAAUGUCAAUCUAUUGAACCGCUUACCUCUCAAUCCUAUUGCCCCAUUUGAUCUGCCAAUACUGCAUAUCCUCACUAGGUAGUCAACAUAGUUUUCUGCUCUUUUAUGUCUUGUCUGUGGCAGUGAAUGCUCUUUGCACUUUUUGUAACUACAGCCCUGUACAGUAUAUUCUUCAGUUCAGCUUAGUUACACAGUCUAUUGUAUAGAUAUGUACAUACCAAGAUAUGUGAACACGCCUGACGCCAGGACUCUUGUUACCAUUCAUUGUACCAUUUAUUCACAUGUCCGUAUUACUACAUAUUA
Messenger RNA from Homarus americanus (American lobster), 7229 nucleotides. Its product is annotated as polyamine-transporting ATPase 13A2-like. Lineage: Eukaryota; Metazoa; Arthropoda; Malacostraca; Decapoda; Nephropidae. Gene Ontology annotation, biological process: intracellular calcium ion homeostasis; polyamine transmembrane transport. The record is from RefSeq and is a predicted model, not a curated record. Gene Ontology annotation, molecular function: polyamine transmembrane transporter activity; P-type transmembrane transporter activity; ATP binding. The coding region runs from base 1234 to 5628 and encodes 1464 amino acids. The transcript is spliced from 27 exons. Gene Ontology annotation, cellular component: membrane.